AUGUUUAGUGAAAUUGGAUAUACAAUUUUUCUACUGCUCGCAUUCCCGUAUAUAGACAGUGGUAAGUCAUCUCGGCUCAGUGAAUACGUAGAACAUUAUGAACCCCUGGAGUACGACGCGGAUGUGGUCCACACACAACACAAGCGCACGCGUCGCUCGAUUGACCCCCCGGACCUGCACAUUAGCUUUCGAGCGCACGGAAAGGACUUCAAACUGCGUCUGCGACGCGACCUCUCAGCGUUCAGUGAAGACUUUAAGGUCGAAGGAUCUCAGGGCCAGUUACACGAAGUCGACACCUCACACAUCUACCAUGGCGAGCUGGUUGAUGAACCACAGUCUGCGGUGUUCGGUUCGGUGACGGAUGGGGUGUUCGAAGGAAAGAUAAUGCUGAAGGAUGGCGCCUACUAUGUUGAGCAUGCUCGUCGAUACUUCCCGCCCAACGGCACUCGCACCAAGGUCCACUCUGUGAUAUACCGCGAGGGUGACGUGGUCGACCCCUAUGCGCACAUAAGACAUGGUCACGCAGGCGGAUGCGGAGUGACAGACGAAGUUGUUCAAUGGAUGGAGCGCAUACAGAACUCCGGCGUAGACGACGAUCCUCCAGUUUCUACCCCAACACAAACCCAUCACUCAUCAGCGCCGAACCCACAUCAUCCAAACAGCCUCAGAGACGAUUCGUCUAGACACUGGGAUUUCCACCACUUCAACAAAUACUCUCGCGCCGCUAACAGCGAGCACGCGCGGUCGCGCCGCGCGGCCCCGCACGAGAAGAUACGCAACAUGUGCUCGCUGUACAUACAGACCGACCCGCUGAUAUGGCGACACGUCAGGGAGGGCUUCCCGGAUCAUCGAGAUCCAAACAAGAAGAGCGAAGUGGACAUGAAGACCAGAGAAGAGAUCUUAUCUUUGAUAUCUCAUCACGUGACCGCGGUCAACUACAUCUACAGGGAUACGAAGUUCGACGGGCGCAAGGAGCAUCGUAAUAUACAGUUUGAGGUUCAGAGGAUAAAGAUCGACGACGAUUCAUCAUGCAACACUCAUCCAUUCGCGAGCGAAACAAAUCAAUUCUGCUUGGAAAACAUCGAUGUGUCAAAUUUCUUAAAUCUGCACUCGCUUGGAAACCACGAAGACUUCUGUCUGGCGUAUGUCUUCACCUACAGGGACUUCACCGGAGGCACUUUGGGCUUAGCGUGGGUGGCAAGUGCCAGUGGCGCUUCCGGUGGCAUCUGCGAGAAGUACAAGACGUACACUGAGACGACAGGUGGCAUGUACCAAAGCACGAAACGUUCACUCAACACUGGCAUCAUUACCUUUGUCAACUACAACAGCAGGGUUCCUCCCAAAGUGAGCCAGUUGACGCUCGCUCACGAGAUCGGACACAAUUUUGGAUCACCGCACGACUAUCCUUCCGAAUGCCGACCAGGCGGGCAGCAAGGCAACUACAUAAUGUUCGCAUCGGCUACUUCCGGUGAUAGGCCCAACAAUAGUCGGUUCUCCGCUUGCUCUGUGGGCAAUAUCAGUGCUGUGUUAGACGCUAUGAGAGACGCGAGCGGUCGCAAGCGGGACUGCCUCAAAGAGAAUGAGGGCGCCUUCUGCGGGAAUAAGAUAGUUGAGGUUAACGAGGAGUGCGACUGCGGCUACAAUGAUAACGAAUGCAAUGAUCGUUGCUGCUACCCACGUCACGUCAGUAACGGUGAUGCUGAAAGAAAUAGCUCUGCGAAAGGUUGCAAGAGGAGAGCCAAUACACAGUGCAGCCCGUCGCAGGGCCCGUGCUGCAGCGCGCAGUCGUGCCAGUUCGUGCCGGCCGCCGCCAACCAGACGUGCCGCGAGGCCACCGAGUGCAGCCACGCCUCCUUCUGCUCCGGCCGCUCCGCCGAGUGCCCCGAGCCGCGCGCCAUGCCCGACCACACCAAGUGCAACAACGGCACCCAACUGUGCAUCAAAGGAGAAUGCAGCGGUUCCAUAUGCCUAGCAUGGAACAUGAAAGAGUGUUUUCUAUCAUCAUCGCCAACGAAAAUCGGCGACGGAGUAACAGCUGUUGUAGACCGGCGGGCGUUAUGUCAGCUGGCGUGUCAAACGGGACCGGAUCCGGAUUCUUGUCGAAGUACAGCAGAGUUCGCUAGCUCGGUUGGCCUGCCCCCCGGUGGUAUCAGUCUCAGACCCGGCUCGCCGUGUGAUAAUUUCCAGGGUUACUGUGACGUUUUCCUGAAAUGUCGAGCUGUCGACGCAGAGGGUCCGCUGGUCAGGCUCAAGAAUCUUCUAUUGAACCAAGCUACCCUACAAACGUUACAGGCGUGGGUCACUGAGCAGUGGUGGGCUGUUCUGUUGGGUGGAGUCGCCCUCAUUGUGUGUAUGGGCGCUUUCGUUAAGUGUUGCGCAGUUCAUACGCCUUCCUCCAACCCAAAGAGACCGCCUGCGAGGCGGCUGUCGGAGACGCUGCGGCGGCCGAUGAACACGCUGCGGCGCAUGCGCGGCGCGGCGGGCGAGGCGCGGCGCGGCGCGCGGGAGGCGCGGGCGCCGCGCGCCGGACACCGCCGCGCGCGCGCGCACAAGGGCUACGCGCCGCCGCUCGCCUACGCGCCGCGCGACCCCGCGUCAGCACCGGCCGGACCCAGCGGACGGCGUGCCGAGCCGUACGCAAACGCGUAUCCACAGUCGUACGAGAUGCGUCCCGCGCAGAAGGUCUGA
Messenger RNA from Melitaea cinxia (Glanville fritillary), 2688 nucleotides. RefSeq names its product disintegrin and metalloproteinase domain-containing protein 10 (gene kuz). Gene Ontology annotation, molecular function: metalloendopeptidase activity. Lineage: Eukaryota; Metazoa; Arthropoda; Insecta; Lepidoptera; Nymphalidae. The record is from RefSeq and is a predicted model, not a curated record. The transcript is spliced from 16 exons. Gene Ontology annotation, cellular component: plasma membrane. Bases 1 to 2688 code for a protein of 895 amino acids. Gene Ontology annotation, biological process: membrane protein ectodomain proteolysis; Notch signaling pathway.